AUGGCUCCGACUCAGGAGGAAGGUGGCACGGAUGACCUGCAAUAUGGUGUGCUGGAUCUUCGGCGAAAGGCGAUGAUCGCCGAGGGCAAGCCGAUUGACCAUGCAGGCAGCAUCAUCGUGCAACGAGCUGAUGGCUUCGACCUGGACAAGACGAUCUUCAAGAGCGUCGACAAGAAGUUGCCACGAAUGAUGGCCCAGGAGCGACUUUCAGUGGAAGUGUACUGGUCGGAUCGAUCUACCACCCAGAUUUCCGAGUCUUUCAACAAGGUGCCUGCAGCACCUCGUUUCGAUGCGCCCAUCCUCGAGUUUAUGCAGACCGAGUGCAACUUCUGCAUGGAGCAUGCCGACGGCAGCUUCAUGGAUCACCUCAGGUUUUGCUUCGAGUACAGCAUGGUGCACUUCAAGGGGCACUCGCCGCGGGUGAUGUUCCUGCACAGCAUACUGGGUGUGGGGACAAACUACUUUCCCAUGGAGAAGGAGAAGAUACCAAAGCUUCGAGAGCUGCUGAACGAGGUGGAGAUGAAGCACAUCGAGGCUUUCCCAAGUAUCCUGCGACUUCUUUACCAUGGGCAGUUGAUGGACGAGCUCUUGGCCGACGCUGAAACCCUGCCGAAGACUUUGCAGUCCAUCUCCUUCCACCGGGUCAUCGACAACGAGGAGCUAGUGCUGACUGCUGACGAGUUCUGGGUAGCCUUGAACUACCAGCUCAUGCAUCAGCUGGACUUUCUGCCUGUGGCCAAUUGGGCCGAAGCCGUGGACGACCAGUUCUUCGUUUUCUUCCUGGGCCUGUAUGAGGUCCUCACCCGCGCAGGGAAGCUGGAGGCUGAGGUGAACUUCGACUUGAAGAUGGCGACGCCACCCUCGGACUUAGCAAGACCCAGCAUGACUCUUGGCAGGUUCAUCAACAAGAUUGUGCCAGGGACUGUCAAGAAGAACAUCGCCCGCCAGACCGUCGCUCGCUUCUCCGAGUUGAUCAACCACAGUUUGGACUACAAGCUCACGCUGUCGUCCCCAUGA
Symbiodinium sp. CCMP2456 is the source of this 1017-nucleotide messenger RNA. Lineage: Eukaryota; Dinophyceae; Suessiales; Symbiodiniaceae. The record is from the annotation of a GenBank genome assembly.